UUCUUCCCUUUUUAUAAACUUCUUCCGUCAUCCGUUUUCUUAUCCCUUGAAUCAAAGAAGGCAAAAGCAGUGAGGUGAGAGAAGCCAUGGAAGUGAUUACUCAGAGAUCCGCGUCGACAUUGAAUCCUGACGCUCCGAUGUUCGUUCCUCAGGCGUAUCGUACGGUGGAGGAUUUUUCCGAUCAGUGGUGGGAUCUUGUCCAGUCCUGUUCCUGGUUCCGCGAUUACUGGCUCCGUGAAUGCUUUCUCGAUCCGGAAAGCGAUCUUCUCUUCCCCGAUGUUUACGAUUUUCCCAUCCUCCCCGAGGAAGACGACGAGGAUCUCUUCUACGAGCACCUCGAUCGCGAUCACAGAGAGGAGGAGAAAAGAGUGGUGAAGAUCGGUUGGUUAGGGCGGAGGAAAGGACGAGGUGCGGCGGAGCCGCCGAAGUACGCGGAGAAGGUGGCAAAGAUGGUGAAUGUGAGGGUGAGCCCGAGGACGAUUCAGCAGCCUCGGUAACUCGGCCGAGUCAGUUGGAGCUCGAUCUUGUUGCAGAGUAGUAUUUUCUUUUUUUUGUGGAUUUCUGUGUAGAUUUGUAGCCAUUUCAGGCCUUUAACUUCAGCUCUGCAGCUCGUUGGACUUUGUACAAACCAAAUAAAUAUCAAGAUCCGAUCCUCUUUCCCGUUUGUAUGUUUUCCGAUGACGAUUUGAAAUCAAAUUGGUAUAGACAAGUAUCUGUUUCA
Messenger RNA from Tarenaya hassleriana, 721 nucleotides. Its product is annotated as protein EARLY RESPONSIVE TO DEHYDRATION 15-like. Lineage: Eukaryota; Viridiplantae; Streptophyta; Magnoliopsida; Brassicales; Cleomaceae. Bases 87 to 497 code for a protein of 136 amino acids. The record is from RefSeq and is a predicted model, not a curated record. The transcript has 2 exons.